AUGGCAUCUGGCCAAGAGAAGGAUAUGGCAAGGGAGGAAGGGCCCACUGCACCUAAUGAGGUGGUGAACAAUGCUGCUGAGAUUGACCUCAAUCAAGAUGAGGCAAUGGCUGACCUUGAGUUGGAUGAUGUUGAGGACUUGGACCUGGACCUUGGAGAUGAGGCUGAGAACCAUGGUGAAGCUGAGAACCAUGGUGAAGCUGAGAACCAUGGUGAGGCUGACAACCUUGGGGAAGAGGAUAACACCAGUGAAAAGGAGGCCACUGGUGAUGAAAAUGACUUCACUGAGGGUGAAGGCAUGACUUAUCCUAUCUCCGAGGAGAUUGUCCAACUCCAGGCUAACGUGGCAACUCAGAAUUUCACCAUCCUGCAGCAGCAGAUGUCCAUUGAUGGACUCAAGAAGCACACUCAGAACCUCGAGGCUAGGCUGAGCAUUACCAUGAAGGAGACUUGGCUCGACCUGGUGGAUUCCACCAUGAUCCUUGCGAAUGUGCGCCCCGAGGCUCGCGUCACUGCAGCUACUCGUGCGUUGGACGAGGUGGCCCGCAGGGCAGCGUAUGGCGCUAAGAAGCAGGCACAGGGACCGUUUGAAUGGCCGGAGUUCUGCACCGCGCUGAAGGAGGCAUUCAUGGUCAAGAAGUCCGACCUGGAACUGCGCGGACGCCUUGAGCGUAUCAAGUGUCAUGACCGUUCGGUGCAGGAAUAUGCGGUCGAGUUUGAGGCCGCAGCACGCUUGCUCCAAAAGCCCUUGGCUGAGGAGGAGAUGAUGCACAUCUUCAUGAAGGGCCUCCCUGUCAACCUGCAGGAGGCACACAUGACCGGCGGCAUGACCAAUUGGACGACUUACAAGGAGAUGAAGGAGCAGGUGAUCAAAACCGACAACAUCAUUCGCACGUACAUUUUUGGCCCCGAAAAGACAGGCCAGCAGCCCCGUGCUGAAGGCUCUGGUGGUCAUGGGAACCGGCCCCAGAAUGCGAAGGGUGGAAGCGGUAGGAACAAAAGGCCUUUCCAGCAGCGUGAUCACCAGCCGGGUCCACAGGCCAAGAGGCCUAACGGAGGGGGAGGUCAUGGUCCUAACAAGCCGGAUUUCUCCGACCAGCGGUGCAGAGGCUGUGGAAGGAUGGGGCAUAUCGCAUCCCAGUGCCGUAACAAGAACCCAAUCAAGUAUUCUGGGAAGCCUAAGCAAGACGGCGCUGGAUCUUCUGGAAAGAAGGAUUUUCAGAAGCCCAACUAG
Molecule: messenger RNA, 1233 nt
Organism: Closterium sp. Naga37s-1
Lineage: Eukaryota; Viridiplantae; Streptophyta; Zygnematophyceae; Desmidiales; Closteriaceae
Source: the annotation of a GenBank genome assembly